This is a messenger RNA of Benincasa hispida (wax gourd), 1417 nucleotides long. RefSeq names its product Sas10/Utp3/C1D family. Gene Ontology annotation, cellular component: exosome (RNase complex); nucleolus. Gene Ontology annotation, molecular function: RNA binding; DNA binding. Gene Ontology annotation, biological process: maturation of 5.8S rRNA; regulation of gene expression. The record is from RefSeq and is a predicted model, not a curated record. Lineage: Eukaryota; Viridiplantae; Streptophyta; Magnoliopsida; Cucurbitales; Cucurbitaceae.
AAUCUCCACAUACUGAGAUCGAAAGUGCAUCGUCUCAAACUGCCGCUGUAAACUUCCUCCAGUUCGAACCCGAAAGCCCUAACCGUCCACUUUCCCGUAUGUAAUUAUCAACGACAACGGUCUCAUCUCCCCUCCGCCGUCGCCAUCUUCUUCUAAGAAUUUGAAUCUCGUAUCUUCGUUUUCUUUGUGUGCCAGUGGCCGUGAUAGAGACGGAGUUCAAAAUUGGGGCCAAAUAUGGAGGGAGGUGUUCGAGAUUUUGCUGUGGUGCCCGAGAAAGUGAUGGAUUCAGUGAAGAUGACAUUAGACAAUGUAGAGCAAGUCCAAACUCACCUUAUUUCCUUCUUGUCUAUCGCCGAGCCUGAAGUCCUUGCCCAAAUGCAGCCUCUCCAACGGGCUCAGUCUAUGCUUUUGCUUGCUAAAGUCACUACCACUCUCUUUGCAUUGAAGUUGAGGUGUAGCGGAGUUCUUCUUGAUGAUCAUCCUAUCAAAUCAGAGCUUGAGAGAUUAAGCUUGUAUCAAGACAAACUAGAACGGUUCAUUGGCCUGAGUAAAGCACCAUUGAAGCGUUCUACUACCUUGAACUAUCAAGCAGCCACUCGCUUUAUUGAGCAUUCUCUGCCUGAUCUCACCCAAGAGCAAAAGCUGAGUAUGAGGGAUAUUAGUAGGGGAAAGGGGCCAAAAAUGAAGCAAUUAGAGAGAAACGUACAAAAGAAGAGGAAGUAUCAGUCUAAUGAAAAACAAUCUGUUCAAACUGCUGCUAAGGAAUUUCUUGAGAAAGCAGCUCGUGAGCUUCUUGGUGAUAGUAAUGGAGGUUUGCAGGGUCCACUGUGUGGGGAUGCUUCAGAUGAUGGCCUGCAGGAGGACUGACUCCUGACCUUCACUUUGGAGUAUGAAAACCAGAUUCUCUUGUGCCCUUUUUUAUCCCAACUCUCGAAGAAGUGGUCCAUUUUGAAGUUGGAUUUGGAUCGUCUGUUUUUCCUUUUUCCCCUUCUAGUUUCUCUUAGGUCAUUAAUCGUUUUCCCUUUACUUUGUUUACAAGUCAUUAUAUAUAUAUAUAUAUGCAUUUGGAGUUUCAAUCCCAUCAUAAGUUACUAUUAGGACAGGAUCUGGUUGAGAUUUUGACACUCUACUCUUUCUCACGGGAUGGUCUUCCUGGUCUUUUGUUUUCUCCCCAUUUUGUUUUCUCAACAGGGUCAUAUGAACAAGACAUGAUCAUGAUCAAAGGAGUCUGUGCCUUUUACAUGCAAAGUAGCCUACUUUGGUAGCUGAGUUUCUAGUUUUUUUGGGUCUGUAUAAUCAGUUAUCAUCUUGUUACUUGGAUUAGCCUUUUUGUCAUAAAUUAAUAAUAGCAUGUUCGUUUCGAUGCCCCUAUCGAAGCAGGGACUUCGUGAGAGAUGUGGCUCGAAAAAUACCAGAA